AUGGUGCUGUCCUGGUCCUUGGACAAGUUGGGGCCGCUUUGCCUGACUGCCGACGACUGUGGCAUCGUGCUGGAAGCCAUCGCAGGCGCGGAUGCCGAUGACCCCUCUACAAGCGAUAGACCAUAUCGGUAUGACAUUUACGCUUCAACAGGACGCAGGUUCAAGCUGGCGGUGAUCAAAGAUGUCACGGAGGGGGCGCAGGCGGAGGUCGCCGCGAAUUUCGAGCGGGCGUUGCAAGCGCUGGAGGAUGUCGCGGACAUCGAGGAGAUAGAGUUCCCGGAGAUGCCAUACGAGGCGGUUACGCGGACUAUUCUGAACGCAGAGUCGGCGAGCGCGUUCGAGGAGUUCAUCGAGAGCGGCGGAGACUACAUACGGGCGCUGAGGAUACGCGGCAAAGUGGCGCGCAUCGCGGACGAAGUUAUGGCAGGGUAUGAUGCGGUAGUGGGACCGACACGGCCAGUUACGGCGACGCCGAUUGAUCAGGACUUCCGUGGAGUGGUGGCAGGCACGGCUCGCGACACCAUGGGCGCAGUAGGGAACAGCGCGGGAUUGCCCGCAAUAAGCGUUCCGAGCGGCUUCUCUGACGAGGGGCUGCCAACUGGAGUGCAGUUCAUGGGGCGGGCAUACGAUGAGAAUCGCAUACUGGCGGUGGCGCGGGCGUAUCAGUCAAUGACCGACUGGCAUACGCAACAUCCGCCGGGGCUUACUGCCUAG
This is a messenger RNA of Geodia barretti, 714 nucleotides long. NCBI's taxonomy places the organism in Eukaryota, Metazoa, Porifera, Demospongiae, Tetractinellida, Geodiidae. The record is from the annotation of a GenBank genome assembly.